Messenger RNA from Penicillium concentricum, 792 nucleotides. RefSeq names its product SDR family oxidoreductase. The record is from RefSeq and is a predicted model, not a curated record. Gene Ontology annotation, cellular component: intracellular anatomical structure. The transcript has 5 exons. Lineage: Eukaryota; Fungi; Ascomycota; Eurotiomycetes; Eurotiales; Aspergillaceae. Gene Ontology annotation, molecular function: oxidoreductase activity, acting on NAD(P)H, oxygen as acceptor. The coding region runs from base 1 to 792 and encodes 263 amino acids.
AUGGUCCUCGCACAACCCCCAAACCAGCAUGUCAUGAAGGCCUUCGACCUCACAGGCAAAGUCGCUAUUGUGACUGGAGGCGCUCGUGGAAUCGGUCUUGAAGUCUCGAGAGGAUUGGCCGAAGCCGGUGCAAAUGUCGCCUUGAUCUAUCACACAUCCAAUACCGCCGAGACAAUUGCAGCUGAAAUUGCAUCUACUAACAACGUCCGCGCAGCAGCGUACAAAGCCAAUGUGGCCAUUCAGUCUGAGAUCGAGGGGGUUGUGCAACAGAUCGCGAAGGAUUUCGGGAAACUUGAUAUCAUGGUCGUCAACUCUGGGAUUGCCUCCAACACCGCCGCCGAAGAUUACACGGCCGAUCAAUGGAGCGAGAUUAUGAAGGUUAAUCUUGAUGGUGCUUUCUAUUCUGCCCAGGCCGCUGGCCGGAUAUUCAAGGAACAGGGUCGUGGAAAUGUUAUUUUCACGGCCUCUGUCAGUGCGACUCUGGUCAAUCUCCCACAGAAGCAAGCGGCGUACAAUGCGUCUAAGGCGGGUGUUGUUCAGCUUGCCAAGUGCUUGUCUGUCGAGUGGGUUGACUACUGCCGAGUCAACUGCAUCUCGCCUGGAUACAUCGCUACCGAGAUUCUGGAUACUUUCCCUAAGGAGUGGCGCGAUAAGUGGUUCGACUUGAUUCCUGCCAAGAGAAUGGCUGAGUCUUAUGAGCUGAAGGGGGCCUACGUGUUCUGCGCCUCGGAUGCGUCUAGUUAUAUGACUGGUGCAAAUGUCGUUAUUGAUGGAGGAUACACACUACCAUAG